AUGGCGUCCAGCCGGGUGCUGGAGAGGGAGGUCCAGGAGGAGCCGAGGCGCGCUGCCACCGCAAACCUCGACUUGUGCCUCCGCAAAUACUCCCUGCUCAUCAUUAUCGGGCGGAGCGCAGACCCCAGGCAGACUGGACACAUCUGCAGCGAGAUUGAACGAGGUAUUCGGUCAUGGGACAUUGACUUAGACUCCUGUAACCUAAGCCUCUAUCUCCAAGAAUUCCUGUCCCAUCACACGGCGUCAUUCAAGGGUGCAGGGCUGAAGUGUCUGCGCCACAGUACCAAAGUGUUGGACACACAGGUGCUGAUCAGUCCAUCUCAGGAGCAGGUUCAUUCAGAGGUGUUUGCUCUGCUGUCGAGGGAAUCAGCUCAUAAGCUGUUGAUCUUGGCUGGCCAGAGCGUGGAGGAAAGCGGAGACCUGGUGUUUCACAGGGGACUGUUUUCGCCACACCAACUGAAACAAAUACUAACAGAGCAGUUCAUCAGUCAAGAGAGCUCUGUCUCCUCCUCCAAGCUCAACCUGACCCUCAGCUGUCCCAACAUCGGUGAGUGGAGGAAGACUCUCCUGGGGAACCAGCCUCUGCAGGGUCCUUACACGCUUCACAUCAAUCCCCCAGAAGUGCUGCCUGCCAUGGAGGCCCUGGGGGGUUUCACCUCCCUCGUCUCUGCUACCCUUUGUCCUCCAUCCACCUUCGAGCUCCUGCCUCCUCCCACCACUGUCGGUUUCCUCAAGCUGUCCCGUCCCUGCUGCUACGUGUUCCCUGCUGGCCGCGGUGACUGUGCCUUCUUUGCUGUUAAUGGGUUCACGGCACUGGUGGAUGGUGGCUCGGACACUCAGGCCUGUUUCUGGAGGCUGGUCCGUCAUCUUGACCGUGUCGAUGCAGUUUUGUUGACGCACAUCGGGACAGAGAACCUUCCAGGGGUCAACGCCUUCCUGGAGAGGAAGGUGGCAGAGCUGGUGCUGAGCUCUGAUGUCAAAGACGACUUGUCUAAGAGGCUGAUCUCCCCAGAGCUUGGAGUUGUGUUCUUUAACGCACCCAGCAGGUUGCAGGUGGAGCAACAGCCUUGUGUGGACAAUGUACUGAAGAGCACGCAUCAGGCGGCCCUAACCAUACAGUUAUUAAAGAAGUUAGACAUCAGACCACAACCAUUGUUUCGACCGCAAGGAGUCACCAUUGAGCCUCUCACCCUGUUCCAGAAAAUGGGAGUGGGACAGCUGGAUUUAUACAUCCUCAAUCCCGGCAAAAACAGCCAGGAGUACCAGGCACUCAUGCAAAACUGGCCUGAUGAAGAGUCAUCAGCAUCCAAAUCCCAAACUCUCCCUCUUACUGCCCUGGCCUCUGUGUCUGCCCUGCUUGUGUGGCAUCCAGCGUGCCCUCAAGAGAAGGUGGUCAGGGUGCUGUUCCCUGGUGUUACCCCACAGGCGAAGCUGCUGCAGGGGCUAGAGAAGCUGAAGGGCCUGGCCUUCCUCCAAAAAUCCACGGUGACAACCGGUGACCUGGAGAGGCUGGGGGAAGACAGGAAGACCAAGAGGACAGAGAGUCAGGAUAGUGGCAGGUCACAAGGGAAGGAAACAACACCUAAACAUGGGAAAGAAAGAGGGGUUAGAGAGGAGGUCAAAGAGGUAUCAGUGAAGGAAAAGGGAAAAGGAUUAAAUGGAGUUGGUGCAAGAGAUGCUGAUAAAACCAAAAUCAAAGAGGUGGGUUUAAAGCAAAAAGCAGCAUUGUCAGAGAAGAAUACAUCAAAGAAGGGAGGAGGGAAGGAUGGGAAAAAGGAGAAGACUGACAAUAAAGAGGAGAACAGUGUUAUGAAGAAUGAUCAGGUGAAAAAAGAUGGUCUCCUUUCCAAACCAAAGAAUGAAAAUAAAACUAAGCUAAAGAAGGAAGCAAAAAAUGACUCUAAAACAGGGGCGAAGAAAACAAGAAAAACAUCAGGAAAGGAGACAAAUGAUGGCAAGAAGGCCUAUGUAAACACUGAAUUGCCAAAUAACUCAACAAAACCCGAUGCUGGGACUGCGUUACAAAUCCCAGAGCCAGACUGCCCUGCUACAGACCAGCAGAAUCAAAAAUUGGAGAAAGAACCCGAAGAGAAGCCCUGUGGCUCCAAGACGUCUACCCCUGAGGAUAUUACAGCUGAUUUUCACAGGCUGCGGGAGGGAACUGAACGAGAAGAGGCACAGGUGGAAACAGCAGAUGAAGGAAAACAGAAAAGCAGUGAGUCAGGAAAUGAAAAGAGCCUUGGAGGUCUGAGCAAAGAGACAAGUAAUGAAGCUGCCGAUACACCAGGGGAAGAAGAAGCAGGUGGCGCAGGGAUAAUGGGAGGAGAGAGUGGUGAUAAUGAAGUGCAAGAUAAGACUGGGACUGGAGAGGAAGCCGGUGUAGGCAUGCAGAAAGGGUCUGUGGACCAGCCUGAAAAUGCUACCAAACCAGCAAAGAUUGUGGGAUUUCCAUCUCCCUUGAACACGGUGUCAAAGAACGAGCGCACAGUCCAGCUAGACUUAACCCCGACUGAGUACACUCUCCUAGACGGGGCUUUGAGACACAGCCCUCCCUCAAGAUCCUCUCCAGAGAACCAGAUGCCUGUCAGCCCUGACGAGGAGACCAUGGAGCAGGCCUCCCCUGACUCACGGCCCAACAGUGCAGGCCACACUCCUUACUGUCUUUCCCCAGAUGAUGUGUGGUGUAACAGGGCCACUCUUAGCCGGUUACAGGCCCAGAUGGGUAACGUAGAGUCCACUGAUGUCAACCAGCCAAAUGGGUCAUCCAGAACAAGUGAGGGGCAGCUAUGCCAGCCCAAAAACACUCCAGAGAGCCAAACAAAUCCCAGGGAGAAGCAUCUAAGUUUCCUUUCUUUGGGUGCAUUUAAAGACGGCUCUUCAGACCCUUCUCCCUCUGUGGCAACCACUACCACUACACACUCCAUGCCAGCAGAGGUGAGCUCACCUCAGUCCACAGAAGUAGAUGAAUCGCUGUCCAUGUCCUUUGAGCAGGGACCAACCAGUGUGAGCCAGAGAGAGGGGGAAGACAGCAUUCAUCACUCCCACUCCAACGGAGGCCAUUUUGUGGGGAUGACUUUACCGAUGAAGAAGCCUCCCAGAGCUUCAGGUCAAGUUUCAGAGAUGGGGCGACCUCCAGCUCCUAACACACUUCAUUUUGAGGCGUCACCUCAUGAUGUGGAUCUUUGUCUGGUUUCUCCUUGUGAGUUCAAACAUUUCAAACCCCCUGACUCCAGCUCAGGUGCCAGUGAACCCUCCAGAGGAGCCUUUGCCUCACAUCAUCACGGCAACAACAAUAACAACCCCAAGGACAUGUCACCCAGUGAAUCAAACGCCCCUGUUUGUACAGAAGACUGCCCGUCCACCACAGCAGAUGGAGCUCUGGACUCAGAUGAGGAUGAGUCAUGUAGUGAGCCAACUAACUCCCCCCACCUCCUCUGCACCAGUCAGGCUUUGCCCCCAGACCCUCUUCCAGCCCCUCUCAGGGACAGUCCGCCUCUUCCCCCACAUCCUGACACCUCCAUGCCUGUUCCUCAGUCUGACUUGGAUGCCCACGGGAAGAGAGCUAAAGCCAGCAGCAUGCAUGGGAAAAAAACGCAAGGGGUUAUUGAUGGCUCCCAAAGAUCAGGCUCAGGGAAAAGCAGGACAGGGAGCCAAAGUGGAGUCACAAAAGGGAGUACCUCUUCAACUCGUACGCCUUCCUCCAGCAACCGCUCAGCACCAGCAAAGUCCUCACCCAGUCUAGGCUCUAAGUCUGCCUCUGUUGGGGAAGUCAGUGUGUACGUGGACCUGGCCUAUAUCCCCUCCGGAGCCUCCUCUCCAACAGUCAAUGUGGACUUCUUCAGGUGUGUUCGCUCCUCCUGCUACAUCAUCAGUGGCGACAGUCCGGAGAGGGAGGCGCUAAUGAGGCACACACUGGACGCUCUACUGGAUGCAAAGAUAUCCUGGCCUGACACUAUGCAGGUAACAGUGAUCCCUACCUUUGAGUCAGUGUCGAUGCAAGAGUGGUACCAGCAGACCCUGGAAAGACAGAAGGAGCUGGGCAUCACCGUCCUUGGAUCCAACAGCACUGUCGCCAUGCAGGACGAGACCUUUCCUGCCUGCAAGAUAGAGUUCUGAGGCACGCUGUGAGAUGCAGAGGUGGAGGGUGAAUAUGAGCUCAACGAUGGAAAUUUUUAUGUGAGAGAGAAAGCAAGAGUCUGGAAUGAAGAGUGACAGAAAUAGAGAGUUAGAGAAAGAGAUUAUAGGUAAAUAAAGGAAAUAUAAGGCCCCUUACUGCACGAAAACAACUGAAUGGGUGAUUAAAUGGGGCAGUCAACCCAUCCCCUCCCGGUGUUCACUUCUCUGCUGGCUGCUUUUGCCUCAAAGAGCCCUUAUUUCUCUUCAUCGGUGGAGGACACACAUCCCCGUGGGUUGUAAUGCAUGAUUCUUUUGACCAAUGACCCUGUGCCAAACAGGUGAGGAGAUCACACUGGCUGCAAGACAAGCAUGUCGGGCUGCAAACAUGUAGAUCCACAUGAAAGCUGAUGUCCUAGAUUAGUCAGAAUAGUUAGCAUACACGGGGUUAAAGGCACUAGAAUGCUUUGGCUUGUUUUCACAAUAUGCUAAGCACUGAGGUGUGAUAGGAGCCCGCGCUACGUUUCUGGGUCCAUUUGGCUGCAUUUAAUGCAACAUUUACCAGUUCACCUGAGAGGAUUAUUCAGAUAAUUGAAACAACUCAAGAUAUUCCCCAAUGGCAAGAGUAUGCAAACUUUUAUUUAUGAAACCAUUGUUUGCAUUCAUUUAUUUACUAAAAUCCACAGUGUGUGGUCAGGUGUUUUUUGUGAGCGCUACAAGCAGACAUGAGGUGAGUUGUGCCGUGUGUUGUACCUGCUUUAAAAAGUGUUGUGCCACUGUGGCUUCGAUGCUGACAUGCCCUCUGUUAGUGAGUGAUAAUCGCUUGCUCAAUCUGAGAUUACUGUAUCUGAGUGUGCAAAGACAAAUCUGUCAACAGGGAUUAGAGUACCAGAUUAAAUUUGAUAGCAUUACAGCAAUCGUCUCAUUAAGAAUGGUACUGUAUUUGUAAUCCAUUACAAGUUCUUAUAAUCCUCCUAAUCAGGAAUCAGGCUGCAAAUGCUUUUGCAGAAUUAUGCGUUAAUUUACUCAAAAAAAGAAUAAACAAUAAAGGUGAUGACAUGUAUUUUGAUUGUGAAUACCAUGGAUAGGAUCAUACAGUAUAUUGUAGACAAAUAUUUUGAACAGCAUAAAAUCAAGGUUUAGUCACAGUGGGUGGUACGGAGAGCUUUCCAAGUCUUAGUCAGUAAAUUAAAAAAAAAUUUAAAAAAACGAUGUUAUUUAUAAAUGAGGCAAAGUAAUCCUGAAACUGAGACUGAAAGUCAUCAGAAAUCACACUACUGAAUUAUUCGGACUAUAGUACAAAUAACAUUUUAUUUUAUGUUUACAUAAUUCCUAAUAAAUUCUUACAAGUUUCCAGGAAUAAAUUAUGUAAUUAGAUAUAGGGAAAAUUAAAACACUGUUCAAUUAAUACGUUUCCAAUUAAUUGUUUGGAUAACUUGGACAUGCAAAAAUGCCAAAUUUGUAUACAGAUGAGCGUACAAUUUAACAUAUAUGAAGAGUAUUUUUUUAAGAUAAUAAAUGGAUAAUGAAUUGAUAUUUACUUGGGUUUGAAUGGAGCAGUUCCUCAAAUUACUCUGGAAACAUAUAACUGCUUAUACUAACUACACGCUAUUUUCCCUGUUAUUCACACCAAAUUUCUUGGAUUUAGACCCAGUAUACUUUAAAUGCAAUUUCAAGUGACUAAUUGGAAAUCUUUAAUGUAAUGGGUUACACUUUAACCUCCCCAGACCUGUCUGUCCAUUGGUCUCCUUCUUAUAUCCUUUUAUCCCAGUGUGGAUGUCCCAGAAUGGAUGUCAUAUGAUGAGAUUUGUAAGAAUCACAAUUUAAACUAUGAUUAUCUCUGCAGCUGUUUUGCCUUCAAAAGGAUUAGUUCACACAAAUGUGAAUGUGGUAUCCAGAGUUUCCUUAAUACCAAGCAUGAGAUCAAAAAUUCCCACUGACCAUUUUCGUUUCCCUCUCAAUGCUGCCUCCAAAUAAACAAAAAAUGUCAUUUUCAUUCAAUAUCUCUAAAUUAUCUGAAAUAUAUUUUGUAAUUAUAUGAAAUGCACUUAAACUUUUAUCACAAACUUGUAUUUUCCUUGAGAAGUAUGCAAAUUUGUUUUAUUUUGUGCAAUCAACUUCCUUCUUCUUUAUCAAUCCCUCAAAUGGUGUAUAUGGAAUUCAUCUUUUCACAUAUGUUGUCCGACCCAAAGUCAUUACAACUCCAAUGAUUCCCCGCAAAUUGUACAAACACUUAUCUGCAAUAGGCUGCCAGAUUUAAUGAUCGACUGGGAUGGCAAGGUUGAACUAGAUCCGUAUUCAUGGCCGACAACUACUUUAACCCACAGUAGCCAAGUGAAUUGUAACUGUAUGUAUGUGUCCCGCAUGUAUAAAAUACUGUAUUUUGUUUCAUUCAUGAUAUUCAUGAAGACGGAGAGCAAAGCACUGUGGGAAAGCAGAGGCAGAGAUGGGUGCUGGAUGAAAUGCUUCACUGCUGGGGUGAACAAUGAGGCGCUUUCACUUUGUAAUGGUCUGGAAGUACAUACAAUGUCGAAAUGUGUGGGUUGCGGGGCGAGGAGUAAUGUAUGAAUAAAGAAUGUGCA
Molecule: messenger RNA, 6695 nt
Organism: Xiphias gladius (swordfish)
Lineage: Eukaryota; Metazoa; Chordata; Actinopteri; Istiophoriformes; Xiphiidae
Product: microtubule-associated protein 1S-like
Exons: 10
Coding region: 1-4116 (1371 amino acids)
Biological process (GO): dendrite development; axonogenesis; microtubule cytoskeleton organization
Cellular component (GO): cytosol; neuronal cell body; microtubule associated complex
Molecular function (GO): actin binding; microtubule binding
Source: RefSeq, a predicted model, not a curated record